This is a messenger RNA of Eriocheir sinensis (Chinese mitten crab), 2905 nucleotides long. RefSeq lists its product as uncharacterized. The record is from RefSeq and is a predicted model, not a curated record. Lineage: Eukaryota; Metazoa; Arthropoda; Malacostraca; Decapoda; Varunidae. Bases 121 to 2511 code for a protein of 796 amino acids. Gene Ontology annotation, molecular function: protein binding; extracellular ligand-gated monoatomic ion channel activity; transmembrane signaling receptor activity. The transcript has 6 exons. Gene Ontology annotation, cellular component: membrane. Gene Ontology annotation, biological process: monoatomic ion transmembrane transport.
UCCCUUGGUUUCCCUGCGUGGCCUACUAUCUCGGCCUUAUCUUCUCGCCUCCCCCCACUCCCAGGGUUCAGCUACGAGCAGCAGGAGCUAUCGCUGGUGUGCUGCCAGCACAGCUGGUCCAUGGACGUGCCCGUCAGGCUGACGCUGCGGCGCUGGUCCUCCUUCUGCGUCACCCUGGACCUGCCGUCCCGGCGGGCGCAGGUGGUGCAGGACGGCCUCAUCCAGGGCGCGCAGGACGGCAGCGGGUCGGCGGCGGGCGGCAAGGCCCUGCGCGUGGUGGGCGGCGGCCAGCUGUUCGUGGGCCAGGAGCAGGAUUCGCCCGGCGGCGGCUUCAACGAGUUCCAGAGCCUGCGAGGCACCGUGGCGGCGCUGCAGCUGUACGGCGCCGCGCUGCCACUGGACCAGACGCACGCCUUCACGGUCUGCCGGGAGCUCAACACCCUGGAGCAGCCGCUGCUGGACUUCGCCAACGUGACGGAAGACUUCGAGGUGCGCGGCGCCACGGUGGCCGCGGCGCCGCCGCCGUGCGGGCACUCGGCGGCGGCGUUCCACAAGGUGUUCCCGGAGCAGCGGCUGUUUCGCGAGGCGGAGCAGCUGUGCCGAGUGCUGGGCGGCGCCAUGUCGGUGCCGCGCAGCGCGGAGGAAAACGCAGCCAUCCUGGAGCUGGUGGCGGCGGGGGCGGCGAGCUGCGGGGACGGCACGGGCGACACGCUGUGGCUGGGCGUGCGCGGCAACCAGACGCGGCAGGAGUGGCUUGACGCCGCCGCGGCCACGCCCGUCAACUACUCCAACUUCGACCAGAGGCGCGGCCUGACCAUCGAGGCGCCUGAGGUGUGCGUGGCUUUCAAGGGCAGCCGCGCCGUGGUGGGCGCGGCGCGCGGCUCCUGGGUGCCGCGUCGCUGCGACCUGGAGCGCUGCGCCGCCUGCCACUUCCGCAGGCUGCCCAUCGUGCGCGUGCGCGGCCUCUGCGCCAAGAGCGAGUUCGACAAGGAGUACUUCCUGCUGCCGGAGGACGGCGGCGGCGGCGUGGCGCUGAGCGGCGUGUUCUACUCGCUGCUCAGCAAGCUCCCACCGGCCGGCAACGACUCCCGCGCCGGGGACUUUGGGUCGUGGCGCCUCAGCCGCUACGACAAGCCGGCGGUGGCCGCCACGCUGGCCAUGACCUCGCCCACGCACUACCCCACGGGCCUCAACACCUGGACCUUCACCAGCGACGUGUGCAGCCGCGGCGAGGCGCGCCUGCGCGUCACCUCGUGCGUGCGCGGCGAGUUCUCUUGCGACGAUGGGUCCUGCGUGCCCCUGGAGCGGCGCUGCGACAUGGAGGUCAACUGCCCCGACGGCACGGACGAGGUGGGCUGCCGCGUGCUGGACCUGCCGCCCGGCUACAACAGGAUGGCGCCGCCGCCGCGCCCGCGCCCGGACAGCCCCGUGCCCGUGGCGCUGCACGUCACCAUGCUGUCCGUGCGUUCCUUCGACGUGACGGGCUUCAAGUUCGUGUGCGAGCUUGAGGUGCGCGUGUCCUGGCACGACGCGCGCCUCACGCUGCGGCACCUGCACCGCAGCGACGCGCUCAACGCCGUGCACCUCCGGGACGGGCACGAGCCGUGGAUGCCGCAGGUGGAGUUCUUCGGCGACGCCUUCACCUCCAGCGACGUGGUGACGCGGCGCUCGCUGCUGCAGGCCCGCCGCGCCGCGCCGCCGCUGCCCGACGACGAGGAGAACCUGUGGGAGGACGAGCUCUUCGCGGGCAAGGCCAACCCCCUGGUGCUGCUCAAGAAGCUGACCGUCACCACGUCCUGCCAGUUCGACCUCAUCACCUUCCCCUUCGACACCCAGACCUGCAGGAUGGGCGUGGUGCUGCUGGGCUUGACGAAGAGGUACAUAUCCCUGGUUCCGGAAGGGAGUGGAGUGACUUAUCUUGGCGAACGGAAGCUGCUUGAGUAUUACCUUCAGAGCGAGGUCAUGCUGCCCUACGACGAGGGCAGGUACAGUGGGCAGGCGGUGGAGCUGACCUUCCGCAACCUGUCCACCUUCUACAUCACCUCCACCUACGUGCCCACCUUCAUCAUCGUGGUCAUCGGCUACCUCGUCUUCUUCUUCCCUCUCGACGACUUCAACGAAAGGAUCAUGGUGGCAUUGACGGCCCUUCUCGUAGAGGCUGCCUUCUUCACACAGAUGAGUGCCAGCAUACCCCAGACAGCCUAUCUCAAGCUCGUGGAUGUCUGGUUCGUAUACUGCAUAAUCAGCCUGUUCCUGGUGGUUGUGACAGUCGCCUUCAUUAACUGGUGCAGGAGGUGUGCCCCGGCCUUCCUCCUACGCGUCAAGACAUCCUCAGCCAGCAGGAGGGCCGUCAAGGAGGCCAAGGAGGCGCGGCGAACGGCACUUGCGGCGAAACUUAACCUGCUCUGUCGUCUCAUCUGCCCAAUACUGACGACCUUGUUCCUUGUCUUCUACUUGACCAUGGCGGCCCUGAUCGAAAUCCCGAAGCUGGAUAUUAACUUGACGCAGUGAUCGGGUGUUAUUCUGUACUUCCCCUUAGUUCAAUCACCAUUUCUCCUCUUUAUCUAAUCCCCAUGUAAUUAUCGAUACCGUGAACUUUUUAAAUAGUAAUGAUAAUCUUAUAAGGAACUGAUUUGCACUUCACUUAAUAUACAAAUUAGUAAUGAUAGACUUGAUAGUAGUAGUAGUAGUAGUAGUAGUAGUAGUAGUAGUAGUAGUAGUAGUAGUAGUAGUAGUAGUAGUAGUAGUAGUAGUUAUAUAUGAAUACACUUGAUUAUAUGUGAAUUUUCUCUCAUUAUAAUUAUAGACUAAGUGUGUGUGUGUGUGUGUGUAUGUGUGUGUGUGUGUGUCAAUAAAUAAAUCAAUAAACAUGUUCUUAAAUUAAAAUAUGUUUGCUUACUUUUCC